Molecule: messenger RNA, 1782 nt
Organism: Gastrolobium bilobum
Lineage: Eukaryota; Viridiplantae; Streptophyta; Magnoliopsida; Fabales; Fabaceae
Exons: 3
Coding region: 282-1571 (429 amino acids)
Source: RefSeq, a predicted model, not a curated record
CCCUGUACCGAAGCAAAAAAAGCUUUGCGUGUAAACCGACAGCGUAAAAUAGAAUGAUAAAAGAAAAUGAGAAAACAAGAAAAGCAGACACAAAACAAAAGCCAUGCUCUCUCACAAGCGUCAUCACCUUCUCCUUCUUCAUUCAUUGCUGUCUCUGAUUUUCUUGGAUUUCUAUCUUAUGCCCUUCUUUUCCAUCAAUUCACCAUGAUCCAGGCUUGCCCACUAUGUGCAAAUUUCUCUCUUGUUUUGCCCAGAAAUUAUGAAGAAAGAAUAGAUGAGUGAUGGCGGCAGCAGAAGCGAGGGCUCUGUGGCAGAGAACUGCUAAUCGUUGCUUUGUCCAAGAAGAUGCAAAAAGAGCUCCCAAGUUGGCUUGUUGUCAAUCUUCAUGUGCAACAUCAAAUUUGGUUGAUGCUGGACCUGCCAAUACAGCAGAUGAAUCUGAUCAUGCUGCUUCCAAUGUCACCCAUUUUAACAGUAAAACAUCAUUUUCUAAUCUUUCACCUGACUCUAGGUGGUGGUUGCAUUUGCAAUCUAAUUAUGGGUAUCAAAAGGGUUUAACAUGUGAACAGUUAAAUGCAUUAGAGGAUGAGAUGGAAACUUUGAUAGCUAGUGAUGAAAAUAAAACAUUUAGUAAGAAUUCUGAAGCAUUUCCUGAAUUAAUGGAUGUGAUGGCAAAAUAUGAAUCAAUGGAGAGAGAUUCUGUUGGAUGCUCAGUGUCCUCCAAGCAAACAAAUGAUAUUUGCUUGGAAUCAGAUUAUUCUUGGGUUGAAGGUGAUAAGGCCGUGCCAUGGUGGCGGACUACAGAUAGGGAUGAGUUAGCUUCCUUUGUUUCACAGAAAUCACACAACCAUAUUGAGAAUUGUGAUCUUCCUCCACCCAAGAAGAAGCAUCUUAGAGGACACCCAUGUGAUAGUAAUUGUGAUGACAAAAUAAAGACAGCAUCUUAUGAAUGUGAGGCCAAACCCAUAAGCUUUUCCAAUUUGACAGUUCAUGCACGGGGAAGUUUAGAUUCAGGAUUGAUGCAUAAGAAGCUGCGGCCUUCUGCCAAUGAAGGGCUUUUAUAUUUUGCUUCUGACAAAUCUUCAAGUUAUACCCCUAUACAUGAGGAUGUCACGGAGAGUCAACAAACUUUUGAGGGAGACCCCAGCAAAGCUCAACUAAUGGAAGCACUGUGUCACUCUCAAACACGUGCAAGGGAAGCAGAAGCAGCAGCAAAACAAGCUAUGGCUGAGAAAGAGCACAUUGUUACCUUCAUUUUCAAACAGGCUUCACAACUCUUUGCCUAUAAGCAAUGGUUGCAACUGCUGCAGCUGGAAACUCUGUGCAGUCAGAUUAAGAACACGGAUAAGCCAAUCUCUACUCUCUUUCCAGUGGCUCUUCCGUGGAUAUCCAAUGAAGGUAGGAACUCAAGGAAGAGAAAACAGAAAUUUCCCAGUGCCAAACAAGAAAGGGAAGGCAAGCCAAAAUGUGAUAUUACAACAUAUGCUGUUGCGUUUGCUUUAGGAUUGAGUCUUGUUGGGGCUGGCUUGCUCUUAGGAUGGACAGUGGGUUGGAUGUGGCCUCGUUCAUAGUUCUGUAUGACUUGAAUCAUAGUCCUGCUUGUCAUAGAAGAUUAAUCAACAAGGGGAAUUGGUUAACAUGGAAAGAAGCCCCAUUAUUUUAUAUGAUGUGCAUGUAUUUUUGUAGAUUUGUUGGUCCUUACAUUUGUGUAUUCUGCAUCACUUUUGUAAUGAAUAUGUUAAUGAGAUGAUGUACAUAAAUCUUUUUGUGAAGAUGAUGUCA